This is a messenger RNA of Betta splendens (Siamese fighting fish), 2071 nucleotides long. RefSeq names its product N-acyl phosphatidylethanolamine phospholipase D (gene napepld). The record is from RefSeq and is a predicted model, not a curated record. Gene Ontology annotation, cellular component: membrane-bounded organelle; cytoplasm. Gene Ontology annotation, molecular function: N-acylphosphatidylethanolamine-specific phospholipase D activity; zinc ion binding. Gene Ontology annotation, biological process: N-acylethanolamine metabolic process; N-acylphosphatidylethanolamine metabolic process. The coding region runs from base 432 to 1634 and encodes 400 amino acids. The transcript has 10 exons. NCBI's taxonomy places the organism in Eukaryota, Metazoa, Chordata, Actinopteri, Anabantiformes, Osphronemidae.
CAAUUCCCAAUCAUUUCUUUAAAACUCUUUUAAAAAAAAAUUUCAUAAGUUUCUCGUACUCGCAGUGUUUUUAAAUAAGGGCACGAGGAAGAGUAUCCGGGUCACGUGAGCUGAAGGUUCUCGCAGCGACGUCACACAGACCGAGCUGGUACCGACGUGCUGUAUGACUCAAAUUCUGCGUCUCCUUUCUGGAUACACAUCUCCCCCAAAGCCUCUAAUGUUAUUUACAAGUCUCCAGCGGAUGCCUUUUUAAAAUGUCUUGCGCUUAAGCUGCGCAGGAAAUGCUGCGCGAGCCGUGUAGCAGCUGAGAAUGUCACCUAGCUCGGCUUUAUUAUCGCAGCGCGUGGCCAGCGUAGGUGCAACAGUCGCGCGUGCUCGCCGAGAACAGCUGGUGACAUUUUGUUGACGCUUUCAGGCUUAAGACUGAGACCAUGGAGAAGCCUUCGUUUUCAGACGGAGCAGUGCUGGAGGAGGGAGGAGCCCUGAUGAAGGAUGGUGAAGAACUGAGAGGUGCUGAGGGUGGACAGGUGGAUCGUCAGACUCCGAGGAAAACCAGCUCCUGCCGCUCGUCCCGCAAGAGCUUCCGUUUGGACUAUCGGCUAGAGGAGGAAGUGACAAAGUCCUGUCAGACCAAAAAUGGUCGCUGGACCAACCCCUGGUCCACAUGGCGGUUUCCUUCCUGGUCUAUGCUGCUCAGAUUCUUUUUGUUGGAUAAGAAUAACAGCAAUAUACCAAGUGUUCAGGACUUGGACCAUGAACUCCCAGUGAUAAAACCAUACUUUGUCCAGAACCCAGACCUCUUAGAUCCUGAUCCAGGUCUGAGAGUCACCUGGUUGGGUCAUGCUACGGUUCUGGUUGAAAUGGACGGUUUGAAUAUUCUAACAGACCCGAUAUUCAGCCAGAGGGCCUCGCCAGUCCAGUUCGUGGGGCCCAAGCGGUACAGAGGGCCUCCCUGCACUGUGGAGCAGCUACCCAGGAUUGAUGCUGUAGUCAUCAGUCACUCUCAUUACGACCACCUGGACGUCGGAUCUGUGGCCAGUCUUAAUGCACGCUUUGGAGGGGAGCUACGCUGGUUCGUGCCCCUGGGCUUGAUGGACUGGCUGAUGAAGAUGGGAUGCGAGAAUGUGAUGGAGUUGGACUGGUGGGAGGAAAACUGUGUUCCAGGCCAUGACGAUAUCACAUUUGUGUGCACACCAUCUCAGCACUGGAGCAAACGCACACCGCUGGACGAUAAUAAGACUUUAUGGGGAAGCUGGUCCAUCUUGGGUCCAGACCAUCGAUUCUUCUUCGCUGGUGAUACUGGCUACUGCCCUGCCUUCCAGGAGAUAGGACGACGCUUUGGCCCGUUUGACCUAGCAGCCAUCCCCAUUGGAGCAUAUAUGCCCAGGGACGUGCUGAGUGGGCAGCACGUAGAUCCACAGCAGGCUGUUCAAAUUCACCAGGACCUUCAGGCCAGACAGUCGGUGGCCAUUCACUGGGGCACUUUUGCGCUCGCUAAUGAGUUCUACCUGGAGCCACCGGUUCUUCUCAGAGAGGCCUUAGAGCAGAAGGGACUGAAACCAGGAUCCUUCUUCACAUUGCAUCAUGGGGAGUCUCGCCUCAUUGUGUCACAGGACUCGGGCGUCUUUCUGUGAUCCUGUCUGGUUUUAUGGGGUGGAGUCCUGCAACAGAACACAGUGUUUGUAUGACACAGAUCCCAACUAAAACUGUAACAGUACAUACUGAAUGUUUUAUGCCAACAGAACAGCGGGAUAAUGGGAAACUAUUCUAGAAAAACUGAGGGAGCUGAAACUAAGAAGCACAGAAGGAGAGUUUCUCUGCAGGCUCAUUGUCAUAAGUUUUCAAAUUUGAAUGUUGGUUCCCUACCACUGCAACUGUGUUAUAGGUUAUUUUAUUGGUUCUGGAUCCAGAUCCUAGAGGUUUGCUCCCACCAGCUGGACAGAUGAGGAGAUUAACCACUUAUACAACAAUGAAAACUCAUAGUAACAGCACUGCACUGUAGUACUGUUAUUUAAUAUGUAAUGUCUUUUUUUCUGUCCAAUAACAAAAUAAAACAACAUUCUGAAAUGUG